AUGUACCCUAGGCAGGAGGACGCGCUUCCGCAAAACUGCCCACAGCGUCUCGUGCGCUCCUGGUCCUUCGAGGCCUUCUUCGCCGUAACUAACACAAUCCUGCUGGGAGUGCAGACAGCGUGGAUGGCCGAACACUUCGCAAGUGGCCUGCCCGUGAUAUUUGUGGUCCUGCAGGUGAUUUACACAGUCAUUUUCACAGUGGAGGUCGUGCUGCGGCUUUGGGCUGAUGGCUUCCAUGGCUUUGCUUGUGCACCACAUUGGCCGUGGAACAUGCCACUUUCUGAGAAUCAUUAA
This is a messenger RNA of Symbiodinium pilosum, 294 nucleotides long. The record is from the annotation of a GenBank genome assembly. NCBI's taxonomy places the organism in Eukaryota, Dinophyceae, Suessiales, Symbiodiniaceae.